Molecule: messenger RNA, 843 nt
Organism: Paramuricea clavata
Lineage: Eukaryota; Metazoa; Cnidaria; Anthozoa; Malacalcyonacea; Plexauridae
Source: the annotation of a GenBank genome assembly
AUUUAGGAACGCACGUCACAGCUAGAAGGAAAUAUCAUGUCAAUUCUGGAACACAUGAGCAGGGUAAAGUUUCUCAUUAUUUUACAGUUAAUGUUAGGUCAAGAUAAACUUUUCAUGCCUGGAUAUUUUGAGCCACUGCACUUUUGCAAUUAUUGCCAAUAUUUUAAUAAAUAUACAUUUUGUGUUUUAAUUUAAAUUAACGCUAAACUAUACUUAAUCUUGAUGUAACUAUACUAUAAUUUUUCCCCACAGAGGAUGAUCCGUUCUAAACAUUUGCCAAGUGUUGGCGAGCUGAAACAAAUGCAGGUAUAAUGCAAGUUUCUCAUCUUAUAGUUGUUUCUCAAUCAGCAACGAACUUCAUACGUACACUUCGUAUUUGUUGGUUUUAUUUCUAGGCUGAUUUAAACUUCAAAGAAAAUGAAAUGCAGAGAUCUCAAAAUACGUCACAUUCGUUACAGUCAGGUAUGCUGUAUUUUCUAUAUUUAUCAACGCUCUAUAUAUUAAGGAUUAAAUAUGAACACAUUAUGCACACUGCCUCGUACCCAGGCGUCUCUUUGUAAAAAAAUAGCGAUGCGCAUAUGACGAGUUUACAUGAAGCAUUGUAGUGGCGAGAGAAAGGCGAAGGGGCUGAUGGGAAGAGUUACAUGUACAAUUCUGGGGAAAGUUGUACGAAGGCCGGAUAGCUGCACCAUCCACCGCUUGUGACUUAUACUGGGUGAGAUGCCUAGAAAUACGGAAAUUUUCCCCUCAUCUUUAUUUCAACUAUUAUUAUUUGUCGUUACUCAAUUAUUGUUCUUUAUAGAACAUGAACGACUGCAACUGGAUUUGGACAAAGUCCAGCAG